AUUUCCCGUUCCUACUACUGAAUCAUCCUAUUGGUAUACAAGAAUAGUCUAUAACAAUGAAGCCACCUACCAUCUGGGCCACCCUCCUCACCCUGACCCUAACUGGGCUAUCUCUGGCCGAUAAAACCUGCACCCCGAGCUUUGAUUACUGCUCGGAUGUACUGUUGAAUGAUAAGGGCUUCUCUCAGUCCGAUCUGACAGACGCCCUCCAAGGCACCGGAUAUGAGAACCAAAACUUGACCAACAUCCUCUUCCACUCCUGCGGAGGAUGCAAGAAACGAGGACUAGAUGAACAAUGUUCCUACCGGCCCGAGGAUAUGCCUCCCGCCACCUCUCAUAAAAAAGCCAAAAUAUCUCAUUCGGAUGAUGAGAGCCGCUCUUUCUCUCCUCCGAGGCAGCAAACCCUGCCACGCAAUACUUUCAAUGUUGCACCGCGCUCGCAGAGGAAGCGUCGGCGGGAUGAGUCCUCUCCUACCCGGCAUGUUCGAAACCGACAUGACUCGGUGGAGGUAUACUCUAUCGCUUCAGAUGACAGCGACCCUUCUAACCCGCCGGGUACCGGAAUCAAUGCCCACAUCUCGCGCCUGACCCGGCUGCAGCAGGCCGUAGAUGCAAGAACAGGCCGCGUCAAGACUGAAGCCCCCAUAGAAGAUGGCAUAUUCUCGCUGCAAGAUACAGGGCCAGACUGCGUUCCUCACUUUACCAUUGCCGAAUCUCCAGCCCAACUGCCCUCAGAUCUGAUGGACAGUCUGAUCGCCACCUACUUGGCCCGCGACUAUGUGAAUUGGCCUAUCUUCGACCUGUCAGACUUUCAGUCGGCCUGCGAAAAGGUCGGCGAUGUGCAAGACCUCACCGCUGGGUCGAGUGGCUUUCACGCCAUAUUCAUGAUGAUUCUAUGUCUUUCUGGGUUGAGAUACCGCCAAGUAGACGAAGCUUAUCUGCAGUCCCGCUUCAACCACGCCCAGAGAAUGACAAACAGCCCAGACUGGCAGAGCACCCCUUGGGUACGUGUGCAAUGUCUCUUCUUGCAAUGCCAGUACCUCAACGCAACAGGAAAAUCCAAACAAGCCUGGGCCCUGAUCGGCUACACCAUCCGCACCAUGCAAGCCCUAGGAGUCCAGUCCCAAACAACCGCCCGCAACGGCCGGGAAAGACAGCAGCGCGAACUCGGCCGCAGGCUCUGGCAUAGCGCAACUAUCCUGGAGCGAAUGCUAGCACUACAGCUAGGCCUACCGCCCCAAGUCAACAGCCCCCUCCAGGUGCAUCUCCCCACACACCUAGACACCGACUACAUCGACACCGUCUCCGGCGGGACACCCAACUUCAGCGGAGACCGGCCCUCCGUCAUCGAGUUCCUAAUCGCAUGCGCCAGACUCUACACCCACGUUGAAGACAUCACUGCCUGGGAAUCCGAAGCAAGAACCCGACCAGACACCUGCGCCGCGAAGAAACUCCUCGCCCUGGACAUCACCCCAUUUCUCAAAACAGACGCUCUUCUCUAUGACUGGCAAACAUCUCUACCCUCAUUUCUCCGCACCGAUGAGACCUUCGAACUAGCGGACGACCCCAUAGUCCGCCGACAACGCCACACCCUGCACGCCCGCUACCUCUAUCUUCGCCUUCGACUCUACCGACCUUUCUUAGCUCUUGGCCUCGCCCUCUCCGCCAAAUGCCCCUGCCGCUCAAACAAGCACCCUCACAUGUCAGAGACUGAUCCUUCUUCAUCUAUCAACUCGCCAAUACUAGUGACCAUCGUCCGCGACACCUCCCUCAAAUGCGCCGCCAUCGCCGCAGACCUCGUCGACUUGAUCGAGGAAACCGAGGACGGGCUGCUCGACGGCGGUCCGGACGAUACGUGGCGCAGCGCAGGCUCGCCCUACUGGGAGAACGUGGAGUAUUUGUAUGCCUGUGGGAUUGUCAUCCUGGCGGCGCGGCUCUGUCCUAGUUCGGGUUCGGGCGUGGCACCGCUUAAGAGGGCCUGGACGAGGGUUAUCUCCUUGUUGACGAAGUAUGAAGGGUUCCGGGCCGGGGAGUAUACUCGUCUUGCGAGGUUGGGGAGAAGCACGCUUGAGAAUUUGGCGGGUGCUUUGCAGCGGGAUGUGAGUGAUGCGAUGGUGACGGGUUUGGAUGGGGAGGUGAGGACGAGGUUGGUGGGGAGGACGAGUGGCGCUGUAGAUUCGUCGGGGGGAGGGCGUAGGCAGAGUCACAGUCAAAGUCAGGGUCAGAGUGAACGGGGGAACUUGGGUUGGGUUGAGAGUUUGUUGAUUGAUUUGGUGGGAAAUGGUAUGUGA
Molecule: messenger RNA, 2291 nt
Organism: Aspergillus vadensis CBS 113365
Lineage: Eukaryota; Fungi; Ascomycota; Eurotiomycetes; Eurotiales; Aspergillaceae
Product: transcription factor domain-containing protein
Exons: 4
Coding region: 57-2291 (744 amino acids)
Biological process (GO): DNA-templated transcription; positive regulation of transcription from RNA polymerase II promoter by galactose
Cellular component (GO): nucleus
Molecular function (GO): zinc ion binding; DNA-binding transcription factor activity, RNA polymerase II-specific; RNA polymerase II cis-regulatory region sequence-specific DNA binding
Source: RefSeq, a predicted model, not a curated record